GCCAAUCCAACCGUGGGUCCAAGAACUACCAUCCUGGAUGGCAGCUACGCAGCUCACCUUGCUGUGCUCCGCGUGUCUACUGGCCGGCAGCCUGGCCCUGCCUCUGCCACAGAAGGCAGCGGGCAUGAAGGAGCCCCAGUGGGAACAGGCUCAGGACUAUCUCCAGAGAUUUUAUUUUUAUGGCUUAAAAUCAAAGGAUGUCAAUAGUAUAGAAACCAGACUGAAGGAAAUGGAAAAGUUCUUUGGCCUUCCUGUAACUGGGAGGUUAAACUCCCACAUCAUAGAAAUAAUGCAGAAGCCCAGAUGUGGAGUUCCAGAUGUUGCAGAAUACUCGCUAUACUCAGAUAACCCAAAAUGGACUUCCAAGGUGGUCACCUACAGGAUCAUGUCAUAUCCAUUUCCCACUCGAGGCUUAUCGCCUACCAGAGUGGAUCAAAUAGUGGCAAAGGCCUUCAGCCUGUGGAGCAAAGAGAUUCCACUGCAUUUCAAGCGACUUCAGUCCGGAACUGCUGAUAUCAUGAUUGGCUUUGCCAGAGGAGCUCACGGGGAUGACAACCCCUUUGAUGGACCAGGAAACACACUAGCUCAUGCCUUUCCACCUGGGCCUGGCCUUGGAGGAGAUGCUCACUUUGACAAGGAUGAACCCUGGAGCGACGGUAGCGGUUCAGGAAUAAACUUCCUGUAUGCGGUAACUCAUGAACUUGGCCAUUCCUUGGGUCUGGAUCACUCCUCUGAUCCAAAUGCUGUGAUGUAUCCAACCUACGAACAUGAAGAUUCCCAAAAUUUCAAACUUGGACGGGAUGAUAUUGAAAGCAUUCAGAAACUAUAUGGUAAUAUUUGUGAGUUCAAGUAA
Messenger RNA from Ochotona princeps (American pika), 853 nucleotides. It is a transcript of the gene MMP7, whose product is annotated as matrix metallopeptidase 7. Gene Ontology annotation, molecular function: metalloendopeptidase activity; zinc ion binding. The record is from RefSeq and is a predicted model, not a curated record. Gene Ontology annotation, biological process: extracellular matrix organization; proteolysis; collagen catabolic process. Gene Ontology annotation, cellular component: extracellular matrix. Bases 38 to 853 code for a protein of 271 amino acids. NCBI's taxonomy places the organism in Eukaryota, Metazoa, Chordata, Mammalia, Lagomorpha, Ochotonidae. The transcript is spliced from 5 exons.